Lingula anatina is the source of this 812-nucleotide messenger RNA. Its product is annotated as DNA fragmentation factor subunit alpha. The record is from RefSeq and is a predicted model, not a curated record. Gene Ontology annotation, biological process: apoptotic process; regulation of apoptotic process. Lineage: Eukaryota; Metazoa; Brachiopoda; Lingulata; Lingulida; Lingulidae.
UGUAAACAUCAAGACUAGUUGACUCCGUUGGCCCAAAAAUUACUUCAAAAAUAGUUCAAAACUGAAACAAUGAAAACACAAAGACCCUGUAAGAUUUGGAAUGCGACUCGCUCAUCGAAUUUGAAGAAAGGUGUUGCAGCAUCAAAUCUAGAUGAGCUGAUACAAAAGGGAAAGGAAAAAUUAGGAAUUCCAGAUGACAGCAAAGUGAAAGUAGUCUUAGAAGAAGAUGGAACAGAAGUUGAAGAUAACGAUUACUUUCUUUGUUUGAAAGAUAAUACAACAUUUUUACUAUUGAAACCUGGAGAAAAAUGGACCAAAGUUAGAGAUCCAUCACCAGAUGAAACAGAUUUUGGAAAAGAAAUUUACAAAGUGGAUACAGACUCUGCAACAAGUUCUGGCAUAACUAUUACUAUACAGAGGUUGAAAGAUAGGUUACAAGAGGACCCUGAAGCAUUCUUCUUGUUAUCCAAUGAGGAACUGCAGGACAUAGUCGACCUGGACCCACACGAGCUAGCUCGUAUUCUUCAGGAUAGCACGAGUAAUGUGGAAACGCUUCAAGAAACAUGUCAGAGAUAUUUGGAUGACCGGAUAAAAACUUCGGAGGCCAUGGAACUAUUAAAGCUAUACCAGCGUGCAAGUGAAUCCAGUGGGGACAACCAUGUUGCCCGGCCAGCUGAUCAUGAUGGAAAUCCAAAGAGGAAAAGAAAAAGAUGAUAAUUUCUCCCUCCAAUUAUUCAGUAACUUGGUGUAGAUAUAUAUUAAUCAAAGAGCAUUGGAAGAUUCCAUUUAGACAUGAACAGUAACAAUCUGUA